GGUCGAGCAGGACGGAGAAGACAGAGGCAACAUUCUCCAUCUCUGGUGUGGAAGCUCCGUCAGCUCCUCCCCCGAGCGUGAUCAGAUCCCGCAACUUGGACCACUUAUAGGCUCAGACGCACUUUGUUCACCACACACAACCAUCCGAGCAGACAACAAGAGCAGCUCUGUGGACCGGUGCUUGAGUUCUGUCCGCAGCCAUGGAGUGGCACGGUGCGUCCUGGGUCGCCUUGUUCCUGGUGCUCUGUUUCUGCCAGAGCUGCGCUGCUGAGAUCACCUGCAGGUCCUGUCAGAGUGGAAUUAAGCGGGGAGUGCUGGUGGACGUUAAGGGGGAAGUUGUGGGACGCGUGGCGCGCUCCGCGGAUACUCGCUGCUCCGCUUCUAAUUGCGCACCAGAUUGGGCGGAAUCACGGCGGGAUUCUGGAAUCAACAAGCAGUUUGCCGAGGUGAAAGUUGUUCCUUUCAGUGGGGUGGGUGGUGUCGGUUCCGGUCCAGAGAUCCGCGACACAGACCGCACCAGGAGAAGCCGCAGGGGAACGGAUGUGUCCGCACCGGCUGGACGCAGGCAGAAGCGGUCGGAGCUUCGCUGGAGCUCCGAGGAGCGAAGAGCAACCGGUCCGAAACCAGAGGAACAGAAACUCAACAGCUCCAUGUUCGCGCUGACCGGGGAUUCAUCCCACAACCAGGCCAUGGUCCACUGGUCCGGACAGAACAGCAGCGUGAUUCUGAUGCUGACCAAAUUAUUUGACUUCAACCUCAACAGCGUGACGGAGAGUUCAUUAUGGAGGUCGACGGACUAUGGGGCAACGUACCAGAAGCUGAAUGACAAAGUCGGAGCCAAGACGAUUCUCAGUUACCUGUACGUGAGCCCCAACAACAAGAGGAAGAUCAUGCUGCUGACCGACCCUGAGGUGGAGAACAGUCUUCUGAUCAGCUCAGAUGAAGGAGCCACCUACCAGAAGUACAGACUUGGCUUCUACAUCCUCAGUUUGCUCUUCCAUCCGGAGCAGGAGGACUGGAUCCUUGCUUACAGCCACGACCAGAAGCUGUACAGCUCGGUGGAGUUUGGAAGGAGAUGGCAGCUGGUGCACGAGAGAGUGGCUCCCAAUCGGUUUUACUGGUCUAAGACCGGUCUGGAUAAAGAGCCCGGCUUAAUUCACCUGGAAACCAGCAUCGCGGAAGGACAGGCGCUCUAUGUGACCUGCAAGCUUCAGAACUGCAGCGACGCCAACAAGGGCAAACCGUUCCCUGGCUACAUCGACCCCAAUUCUCUGGUGGUGCAGGACGAGUACGUCUUUGUCCAGGUUUCAGCCGCUGGAAGGCCGAUCUACUACGUGUCUGCCAAGAGAGACGUCUUCACUCCGAUGAAGCUGCCCAAGUACACUCUGCCCAAGGACCUGCAUGUGAUCAGCACAGACGAGAACCGCGUGGUCGCCGCCGUCCAGGAGUGGAACCAGAACGAAACCUACAACCUGUACGUGUCAGACACCUCAGGGGUCUACUACACUCUGGCUCUGGAGAACGUUGUGAGCAGCAUGGGCUUGGAAGGCAACGUCAUGGUGGACCUGUACGAGGUGGCUGGGAUCAAAGGAAUGUUUCUGGCCAACAAGAAGACGGACGGUCAGGUGAAGACGCACAUCACCUACAACCGCGGCCGAGACUGGCGGCUGCUGCAGGCCCCCGACAGAGACCUGAGAGGAAACAACGUUCACUGUCUGCUGCCGUACUGCUCGCUGCACCUCCAUCUCCACGUGUCGGCAAAUCCCUACACGUCUGGAAACAUCGCCAGUCGGGAGUCGGCGCCCGGGAUCAUUGUGGCGUCAGGCUCGUACGGAUCCGAACUUACCAACAGCAACGUCAGCGUCUACAUCACCUCCGACGCCGGCAACACAUGGCGACAGAUCUUUGAUGAGGAGUACGCCGUGCUGUAUCUGGACCAGGGAGGAGCGUUAGUGGCAAUAAGACACACUCCGCUUCCCAUCCGACACCUGUGGUUGAGCUUCGACGAGGGGCGACAGUGGAACAAGUACAGCUUCACCAGCUCACCGCUCUUCGUGGACGGGGUGCUGGGAGAACCGGGGGAGGAGACCCUCAUCAUGACGAUCUUCGGACACGUCAGUCACCGCUCCGAGUGGCAGCUGGUGAAGAUAGACUUCCGCUCCAUCUUCAACCGCAGGUGCACUGAGGCCGACUACCAGACGUGGCACCUCCACGACCAGGGCGAGCCGUGCCUGAUGGGAGUGAAAAGAAUCUACCGGAAGCUGAAGCCCACCUCCAGGUGCGUGAUGGGAAAGAUGUACUCUGUUUCCAUGACGUCCGGACCCUGCGACUGCACAGAGGCAGACUUCGAAUGCGAUUAUGGCUUCGAGAGACGGACGGACGGCAAAUGCACCCCCGCCUUCUGGUUCCAUCCAUCAGCCAUGUCCAGGAGCUGCAGCACGGGGUUGACGUUCCUGAACAGCACCGGGUACAGAAAGGUGGUCUCCAACAACUGCUCAGCAGGGGUCAGCAUGGAGUACACAGCCAGGAGGCAGCUGUGUCCCGUCCAAGCACCGCGAGGUCUCCACCUGGUCACCAGCGAGGGCGCGCUGACCGCCGUUCUCGGCACGAACGUCACCUUCCUGGUGUUUUUGGAAGAGGGUGACGGGGCGAGGACCAGCAUCACCCUGGACUUCGGGGACGGCCACGCGGUUACCUACUCCAACGUGAGCUCCAUCGAAGAUGGAAUCAAACACGUGUACAAAGCCGUGGGAAUCUACCGUGUCAUCGCCAUCGGGGAGAACGGCCUGGGCUCGGAGACGACGCUGCUGUACCUGCACGUGACAUGUCCGCUGGAGUACAUCCAUCUCUCUGCGCCGUUCGUGGCGGUGAAGAACAAGGAGGUGAACCUGACAGCAAUCCUGUGGCCCAGCCAGGUGGGAACCGUCACCUACAUCUGGUGGAUCGGAAACAACACGGAGCAGCCAGUUAUCACUCUGGAGGGAAGCCUGGCGUGCACCUUCUCCCGGGAGGGCAUCAACACUGUUACUGUGCAGGUGUCCGCGGGGAAUUCCAUUCUGCAGGACCGCAAAACCAUCGCAGUCCACGAGUACUUCCGCUCUCAUCUUCUGGCUUUCUCUGCCAAUCUGGACGACCACAACCCCGACGUGGCUGAGUGGCGACUGGACGUGAGCCGGGUCAUCAAGAACUCUCUGAUCCAGGCGACUGGCGUAAAGGAGGAGCAGCUUCUUGUCACCGUGCUGCCGGGUUUGCCAACCACGGCCGAGUUCUUCCUGCUUGUGGAUAAACGGUUAGCGGACGGGAAGUCAGAGAAGAGUUCGGCUCAGUUAGAUCAGCUCUCUGAGAUCAUGCUCAGCGCCUUGAAUCAGAACCUGGUCCAGUUCACGUUGAGGCCCGGCGUCCAGGUGACGGUGUACGCCGCCCACCUGUCAGCAGCGCCCCUAGUGGACACAAGUGAGAACCACAGUGGCUCAGCCAUGCUAAUGCUGCUCUCAGUUGUGGUCGUGGGUUUAGCCAUCUUUGUCAUCUACAAAUUCAAGAGGAAGAUCCCAGGCCUCAACGUCUAUGCGCAGAUGCAGAACGAAAAAGAACAAGAAAUGAAGAGUCCGGCGGAUCCAUUGGAGGCCCAGCCCGGCCCAGCUCGGGACCUGGUGCAUUCUUUGGAGACUCUGGACACCGAGUUCAACUCUCGGCCCAUCGAAGGGAAAGUGUCCGGUUCAGCAGUGUCUGGCCUCUAGAUCCGGCCCGACCCGGUGAAACCUGGUUGUACGAAGCCUCAUCUACAUGUGAAAUUUUCCACUGAUCUUCCCUCCUACGUUGUUUGAGCUCUGGACGUCCUCCGGACUUUUGACCUUUGGUUCUGGACUCGGUGGUUCUGAGCUUUAUACCUGUGCAUGUUGGACCUGCUGACAGAAGAAACUGUGUACAGGUUUUUAUUUUCCAUCGUCUUUGGGGACAUUUUCUAAAAGAGAAUCAUCUAUUUAUAUGUGAUCCAGAGGCGUGAACUAUUGAACAGGUACAGGGUGAAAACAACUGUUAUUUAUUCUAUACACAUUUAUUAAGCAGGUCAACCACGCAUUAUUUUCUAAAUCUGUAUUACAAACGUGUAUUUUAUCAACCAAGUGACUUCAGUGGAAAACUGACAUGCGGCACAAUCCACCGUUUUAUACAGAACUCAUCUUCUUUUGCUUCUGCUGUUACUCUGGCGCUUCUGUUAUGUUCACAAGGUCUUUGUAAAAACUGUAUUUUCCGCUACAAGCAAAUAGUUGCUCGCCCUUCCGUGCGACAUGCAGGAUGACACAUUCACAGGGAGCAGGGGGAACUUCAGAGUGGCUGUCAGGAGGAUAUUGUGAGAACGUGAUGCUCUGACUGUGCGACAGCUACGGAACAAAAUGGCCGCUACUGCCGCAGUGCUAGCUUCACAUUGUGCUACAGAUUACUGCUGGCUUAUAUUUGUCAGAGAAGGGUUCCUGCAGGCGGCAGCCCUGCGAGCUUGGUGUACCAUAGGGCACCAUUAUAUCGUGAUCCCCGACCUGUGCUGCCAGCCUCUUGUGUGGAGAGUCAGCAAGGUCCCUCAGGUUCAAUGGUUCAAAGGUAUGAAACAUGGUAUCACAUGGUCAUACAUGCUUGACUCACUCUGGGGAACGACUAUGCUACUGGAGACACACUCGUCCUGAGUUACCUAAGUGUUUACCUACCACUACAACAGGAGGUCUAGAAUGAUCAGGCCUCCAUAGGCAGCCCCUCUCUCGGCUGCACCACUGUUACCAACCCAGAUCUCGCUGCUGGUUGCAGCACUUUUCCUGGCCGACCUUCCACUGUCUAACCCAGACCGAUGGCUACAGUCAGGGUCUUUUUUGGUCCAGUCUCUAUCUCUGCCGCCCUUCACUGAGUCAUUACUGUUCCACCAAGUGUUUUGGGUCAGUUGGCAGGGGGCCAGGAGGUCAUGAUGAUGAAAUGUUCCUCUGCCAGAGCCUGGCACUGGCCAGUUCAGCUGUCAUCAUGGGGAGUUUGAGACUAUAACCCUGGAAUCUGGUUCAUAUCUCAAGGCAUCCUGUGACCAGGUGAAGCGGCCAUGACUCCCGAUUGUCUGAGGAGUGAGUGAGAGAGUCUGAAGUAUGAGCGUCAUCAAGAACUGUCCUUUUGAGACAAAUUUGUGGACCCCAACAUCAAGAGAUUUGCUUCUUGAAGUCUCCUUGACUGCAUUAGCUGGUCGACAUUUUUGAUGUCGACCGUCUGAGGUUUCUGGUAGCUGACGGUAGUUGAAGUGAUGGUGUAGGAUCAUGUAGGAGUGACACCAGACACCUUAAAACUUACUCAAAGGCAAGUAUGAGUGUGUUGUGCUGUUUGGUCUGACAGGUUGAUGCUCCUCAAACAACACUUCGUUCUGCCCUUCAUACUGCAUGUUCACAGUAUCAUGUUAGUCACAAUGAUGGUUGUGAUGAUUAAUUAAUAAGUAGACCUCAUACAAACAAUCUAAAAACAAACAUCAACCCAAAAAAUAUCUGAAUGGGGCAGCAGUUUUAAGGCCCAUUUAUGCUCCUUUCCAAACCAUGUUACCGUCACUGAUCACAGACUUCCAUGUGUUCUUUAUGUUGGUAUUGCUGUUCACCAAUAUAUCCACCGGGGGGAGCAGCCCAGAGUCAAAGAUCUAUGACAACAACAAACUCCAAAACAAACAUGGCGACUGUAGAAGAAGUACUGAUCACGUAUCAUCUCUUGCACAAGUGAGGAAACAGAGGCAGCACUGUAGGAGGCUGUGGUCGCUGAAGCCCUUAAAUACAUCGCCACUAGACAGAGAAUUUCCACCAUUGUUAUGUUUUCUUCCUGUCUCAUUAAUAUGGGGUAGUGACAGCAACACUGCCCCCCAUGGUUUCCAGUAGUACUGCUCUGUUUGGCCAGUAUCUGCAACCUUUGCAGAAAGAAAUUCAGAGGAAAUGAACGCAGAGCAUAGACAGAAGGCUUUGUCCAUAAAUGGGCCUUUCCAGGACAGAAGUGGUCACUCAUAUGAUGUAUCGUCUCAUACUCAGAAGUCAGAGUCAGAUGAGUCAGAGAUGAAGAUAUUGAGGUUGUUAUUGGGAGGAAGUACAAGACCAGAAAUGAGUCUAGCUGAGGGACAUGUGAAGUUUGGAGACAGAGUUAGGGAGGAGUUGUGGAGAGGAGAAAUGGAGAGGAGGAACACAACCAGAGAUUAUGGGGCAAUGAUCACAAUAGGUUCAGGACUGGCUCUUACAUGCCUUGGUAGGAAAUGACCAGAGAAGUGUGACAAAACACUGACACUGAAAACACAGCCAGAACUGAGAUUUUCACAAAUCAAACCCAUAAAGGAUAGGACCAGAUACAGAUGAGUUACAUGCAACACACUGAUCUGCACCUUCACUCACACAGGGGCGGUCAAUACGUCUGUGGCUCCACUCUUGGUUCCUCACACUUCUGCCACCACUUAGCAGCAGGCGGCCUGGAACUGGUCUCCACCAUCGACACAAAAGCACACAGUUUCCCUAACCUUGGCACAUCACUCACCAUAACAUUAUGACCACCAUCAUAGAUUCAACUUCAGAUGAGCUAGUUGUGAACUCCCGGAUGUCAUAAUGUUAUGGCUGAUUUCUGUCGUCACACAUCACGAAGGAUUUCAUCAGUGAAGUGCGCCCUCUGGUGGAAGGUCCCAGUAAGAGUCACUCUGGCAUUUUUUUCAACCCCAGACUGAGCAAUGCAGAAAGUCUAGUCCGGAUUUUAUUGUUGUUGGUGAAACUCUGUGCUACCUACGACCCCAGCUAGUUUGGACACCGGAUGACCUGUAACUGGGUUUUCCCUCUGGAUUCGGAAAAAGGAACGCUGAAGGACACUGCUCGCCGCGCUGCAGACGGUGAGAUUCUUAUUUUUGUAGAGAAACGUGAAUAAAAAAUAAUUUUAUUACUGUACAGGUUUUUAUAUCCGAUCAGACGAUGAAAGUGUUUCAGUGUUUAACUUUUGCUGUGGUGUCUUUGUUUUCUGCAUUUACAAUCAUAUUUAUUAAACGC
Messenger RNA from Synchiropus splendidus (mandarinfish), 7019 nucleotides. Its product is annotated as VPS10 domain-containing receptor SorCS1. The transcript has 28 exons. Gene Ontology annotation, molecular function: protein binding. The record is from RefSeq and is a predicted model, not a curated record. Gene Ontology annotation, biological process: post-Golgi vesicle-mediated transport. Gene Ontology annotation, cellular component: membrane; Golgi apparatus. NCBI's taxonomy places the organism in Eukaryota, Metazoa, Chordata, Actinopteri, Syngnathiformes, Callionymidae. Bases 201 to 3737 code for a protein of 1178 amino acids.